Messenger RNA from Hibiscus syriacus, 994 nucleotides. RefSeq lists its product as uncharacterized. The record is from RefSeq and is a predicted model, not a curated record. The coding region runs from base 130 to 888 and encodes 252 amino acids. The transcript has 2 exons. Lineage: Eukaryota; Viridiplantae; Streptophyta; Magnoliopsida; Malvales; Malvaceae.
AUUUCGCUUUCAUUUUUUUUGUUUCCAUUGGCAGUAAGCCUAAACAACUUUUGUGGUGUUCCUUUGUUUGCUUUGAGAUUUUGAACUUAAAGGAUUUUAUGUACCCAGGAGAUGUGAAUUUCAAGCAAGAUGACAUCUUUCAGUGGAUUAGGGAUUGGUUUAAGCUUGGUUUUUGGUUGUCUUUUAUUAGCUCUUGUUGCUGAGCUUUACUACUUGCUUUGGUGGAAGAAGAGAUUAAUUGGAAGCUCACAAGUUGAAGAUGAUUACACCAAAUACGCAAAGGAACUCAUUCAGCUGUUCUGCUGGAAGAAAUCUGCUUCUCUGCACGCAUCCUCCAAUACCAACAACAUUCAAGAUUUGGUCAAAGACCAAGCCAUUAAUGGCGUUGUUGAGCCAGAUUUGGAACUCGGGUCAAGCAAGGAUUUGCUGCUGAAGGGCUAUGGCGAAGAGGGUAUCGAAUCAGAGCUCAUGAGACUUCACAAUCUGGCCGGCCCACCUAGAUUCCUCUUCACAAUCAAGGAGGAAACCGAGGAAGAUCUUGACUCGGAAGAUGGCCGGUCUAGAGGCGACAAAAGCAGAAAGGGUUCAAGAACAAGGAGCUUGAGUGAUCUUAUUUUAACCAUCGACACUCCAAUGGCUUCUCCUCAACCAACCAAAUCACCUCCCUUAAACCCUUUAGGUUCUUAUCACCGCCAGGGAUUCAACCCUCUCUUUGAAUCAUCAACAGAUGCCGAGCUAAAUAAGCUGAGAUCUUCACCUCCACCAAAGUUCAAGUUCCUAAGAGACGCAGAAGAGAAACUCUUGAGAAGAUUGAUGCUUGAAGCCGAGAAAAAGUACAUAGAAAUGGAGGUUCUCUUCAAGGUGAGAAUAUGCAAGGGUCUUUCUUAAAAUUCAUUAUCGAUAAGAACAUGGAACCUCUCCAAUGUUUACCGCAGUACCCUUCGAGUUCUUCUCAGGUGCCAUUGCCUUCUUCUAAUACAACAUUCAGACCACC